AUGGAGACCAAUAUUCAUAGAACCCGGAACGAUGAUUUCACCUGCGGACAAUGUGGUGAACCUGGCCAUAUGACUCGCCAGUGCCCGAAUGACUCGGUUCCUCUGAGAGCUAGAAAUAGCAAUGCAGGCAAUGCCUAUGGCAACUACAACGACCGUGGCAAUGGCGGAGGCAAUGGUGAACAUGCUGGUGGUGGUGACCACGCUUGCUUCAACUGUGGCCAGGAAGGCCAUUCUAAGGCCGAAUGCACCGAGCCUCGCAAGAUGGGCCCAUGCUUCAACUGUGGCGAAGAAGGUCAUUCCAAGGCUGAAUGCUCUAAGCCCCGCGUGUUCAAGGGUACCUGCCGUAUCUGCGAAAAGGAAGGCCACCCAGCUGUUGACUGUCCCGAGAGACCCCCUGAUGUUUGCAAGAACUGCCAGAUCCAAGGCCACAAGACGAUGGAAUGUAAGGAGAAUCGCAAGUUCGACCUCAACCUUGUUGCCGACAUGCUUCCCCACGAAGGUUGGGCUGCAAUGAAGAAAGCCAGUGACGAAAGGGAUCUUGAUGAUUUUCGCGAGGCACUCAAAAUUUACUCCAAGGCAGUUCCCCACGCCACCUGGGCUGAUAUCGAGGAGAAGAUGCGGGAGGAUGAGUUCAACGUCUACAUUAUUGCUAUGGACGCUGAGGUCGACGAUGUCGUGAGCCUUAUCGAUCUUCAGGGAGUGCUUGAUCGUGAUUUCGUGAUUGGAUUCUUUUUUAGCCCCAAGCCGGCGCGUGGCAACCUCCGAGACCGUUGGCCUGCGAAUGCCGAGGAGAAUCUCGAACGCAUGAACAACGCUGGUGUUCCUUAUGAGCGCAAGGUGCCUAAGUGUCUGAACUGUGGGGAGUUGGGACAUAUCUCGCGUAGUUGCAAGCAGGAGCGCUCCGAGAGCAACGAGCGUGUGGGAAUCAGGUGCUCAAACUGUGAUGGGGUUGGACACCGCGUGCGCGAUUGCAGACGCCAGCGCAGGAACAAGCAUACUUGCCGUAACUGCGGAUCUUUCGAGCACAUUGCUAAUGAUUGCCCCGAGCCCCGAUCUGCCGCUGAUGUUGAAUGCCGGAAGUGCAACGAAACUGGCCACUUUGCCAAGGAUUGCCCCAAUGUUGCUGAUCGCGGCCCUCGCACUUGCCGCAAUUGUGGAUCCGAAGACCACAUCGCUCGCGACUGUGACCAACCUCGUAAUCUUUCCACCGUCACCUGCCGUAACUGCGAGAAGACCGGACACUACUCUCGUGAUUGUGAUCAGCCGAAAGAUUGGUCUAAGGUUCAGUGCAAGAACUGUGGAGAAAUGGGCCACACCGUGGUCCGUUGCCGUCAGCCCAAGGCAGAGGAGCCUCAGGACGAACCCGAUUUCUACCCCCGCUCUGCUAAGCGCGAGGAACCUGAUCUGCUGGGCCCGGAGACUAGUGAGGAACAGUUCCAGUUCAAGCGCCAUGACGACGAGGAUCAGUGGUAA
Messenger RNA from Penicillium vulpinum, 1473 nucleotides. RefSeq lists its product as uncharacterized. The transcript is spliced from 13 exons. Gene Ontology annotation, molecular function: single-stranded RNA binding; zinc ion binding; mRNA binding. Lineage: Eukaryota; Fungi; Ascomycota; Eurotiomycetes; Eurotiales; Aspergillaceae. The coding region runs from base 1 to 1473 and encodes 490 amino acids. The record is from RefSeq and is a predicted model, not a curated record. Gene Ontology annotation, cellular component: cytoplasm. Gene Ontology annotation, biological process: positive regulation of cytoplasmic translation.